AGGUACAUGUGCCUGUACUGUAAUUUCUUUGUAAAAUUAUAACUUACUCAAUGAACAUCUUAUUUGCAUGUCCUGUGUUACAGGGUUACUAUCCAAGCAAAAAGUUCCUCCCCAAGUCUUCUCACUUGUUUCCCUUCUGCUGUUCUUCAAAGCGUCCCAAAUUCUCUUAUAUUUUUAUCAUAUCAUUUGCUCGCUCUAAUCCCAGAAUUCAUCCGAUCAAAGCUGGGAUACAAGGGUUUUAUUAAAUAUGCAUACUUUCUUCCACUGAAACAUCCACUCUCUGCCCCCUCAAGUAGCUAAACUCUUUCUAAAUAAUGUUGUAAAACAAUCCUCUCUGACAGAGACAAUAUCUUUACCAGUGCUUUGUGGACUGUAUUGUUCAACCUCCUUGGCACUAAACUGCAGCUCAGUGUACUGCUUAUCGUUCCCAAACCAAUAACCCAAUAGCCAGACUGAGUGUAUCAAUCAUUUAUUCUUGUGCCGACGGUGUUUUUGCACACAAAAUUUCAUUAUACAUGGCACUUCGGUGUUCUCUGUCAAGGUAUUAUAUUUGGUUUUGAACUGCCACAAGGGUAUGUUCCUCUUUUCUCUGAAAGCACACAUAGGUGACUUCUGAUACGCUACAGGAACGAAAACUGUUUCCAGAUUUGCUGUUAAGGGCUCAAAACAAGAUGAAACUAUGUGCUAUUUAGAACAUGUCUGGUUUUCACUUCCUAGUUGGAGAAAAGAUUUAGCUCAAGCUUCAGUCUUAUGCUCGACCCUUGGUUGGCCACCAUCCAUUCCCCAAUUUGGUUAGUCACCAUCUUAAAAUGUAUUGGACCGUCUACUUACAAAUGUGGCCUCAGCCUUGUCGCACUAACAUACAUGGAACAACAGCCUGUUAUGCUUGGCGGGCUGGCCUGCUGGCCUGACAAGGCUGUUACCUAGCUUCUGAUACCCAUCAUCAUCCUUUCUGUUCCUCCUUUCCCGAGCUGAGCUUGAGCCCAUGUGCAGUUCUAGUGUUUGUUUAGCCAAUGUGUAAAUGCUACAGAAAUGCCAAUUACAUAGUUUUUGAGGUAUUUGGCCAAUUAAAUGGGAUGCGUUAUACUCGGCCUUGGUAAGCCUCAGCUUUUAUUCUCAGCCUUAGCGGGACUGCGUGUAUUUACUUCUAGGUGGUGAGUUGGUGACCAGCAUGUGUAGGCACCGAACUAGCAUUGUUGAGAUCAAGCUCAGCCACAUAGGCGAGAAAAAAGCAGUAUGUGGCUACGAAGAAUUGCACGCACAUGGCCUAUCCUGUUUGUAAGCCCUUUAGGGCAUGAUUGGUUGCCUGUGUUAACCCAAGACUGUAUUGGGUCUAAGCCAAGUUAGCCCAGCCCAGUAUAAAUGUAUGCAAUUAUUUGGGGUUUGAUUGCCCGAGUUGCAUUUGGUAAGAUUAUGUUAGAUUGGCUGACUUGUAUUGCAUGAGGUCAUCUCCUUGUUCUUGUGGUGAAAUUAAAAUAUAUUCACUUCCACCUUCCCACCUCCAUCUUAGCUUGCACCACCUCGUCUUCGUUGUCGCUUCCUCGAUGCCCAUCCAUCUGUGCUGCCAUCCUACCCGUACCUCGCUACACACUGGUGCUGUUAGUGUGGCCACAUCACUCACGACAGAGGCCCCCGCAUGCUAUGUUGGGAUGUAUUAGGAUCCUACUACUACUGCUCGGGGGCAACAACAGCGAGAUCCCUAUGAUCCGCCUCUACAUUUACAAUAUUGAUGAGGUUGACCUGGACCUCAGGUCCUCAACCGUGUCAAGGGCCAUGGGGGCUCGCUACCUGUGGUUGCCAGAUCUGUGGGGGCCACAAUGUGUUGGAAAGUGUCAAGGUGGCGUGGUGGGUGCCAGGAGGGGUGGCGAAGGGAGGGGGUACUUGGGAACACGGUGGAGGUCAGCCAUGGUAAGGGGCCUGGGAGUUUGGGACGAUGUAAGCAGUGGAAAUGGAGACAUAAGGUUGCUUCAACCUUCUGGACCCAUGGUUUGUGCAAGAUUACACAAGCUAGCACAAUCAAUUUUGGCAUGGUCCAUUAUGCAGGUUUGGAGCCUGCUUCUGCACUCCCGUUCGGUUUCCAGGGAACGUUACCUGGAACUGAUUCCUAGCCAGAUUGCUUGCCAAAUUUAUUUUAUAUAGCCUUUGACCAGCUGGAAUGAUUCCUGGGUGGAUUCCGGGCUAACCGAACGGGCCCAGCCUGCUUAAGGCCCAAUUUGAGUAACCAAAUAUUACGUGCUUGCCACUGGAUAGGCCCUAAUGAAAGCAACCAAUUACAACCUUAGGGUUCCUCUCUUCCAUUUUCCACCCACAACCACUCCUCAUCGUCCAGCCGCCGCCACCGCCACCGGUUUGUUCUCCAUUGCAUGCCAGCCCAGCUGCUCAUGUGCGACCUGGAUCCUCACUCCUCAGUGAGCCUGCAGGUCUAGCUCUCCUCCACCACUUUUUUCUUCGGCUCUUCACCAUUCCUCCAGCUCUCACCUCCAAUCAGCCCAGAUCUGAGACUCGAGCUCCAGGAAACAUGAGGCAAUCAAGCUGCCUUAGAACUGCUUAUGAAUCCUGUAACAAUGUAAGACUCGGUUAUACCAAUUAUCAAUCAAGAAUUCUUCCACAGGAUUUGAUAAAUGAGCUGCCAGAAGCUUGCAUAGCUGAAAUAUUCAGGCAUGUGGAAAACCCAGAAGAUCGGCAGUCAUGUGCCUCUGUCUGUUGGAGAUGGGCCAACAUAUUGGUCUCUCAGCGGCCAAACUUUUGGGGCCCCUUCAGCGUUCAUCAAGCCGUUCACCCUUGCCUGCAUAUGUCUAAUGUUGAUGACGUCAAGCUUGCAGCGGCUGUUGUUGACAUAGGCACAAGGGAUGUGGUGACUGAUCUUGAUCUUCGUUGUGUGCCAUGUGGGGCUGUUGUUGAUGGAGUUCCACGGCUCACUGAUAGUGCUAUCCGUUUUGUAACCAGUGCAUGCCGCAAUCUGAAGUCAGUUUGUCUUGUUGACUGUGUCUCUCUCACGGAUGAAGCUGCCAGGAUCAUUGCUUCAAACUGCCCUGCAUUAGAAAAUCUCGUUAUGUUACAGUCUUCAAUCAGUGAUGAUGGUCUUUCUCAGGUUGCUAAGCAAUGCAGAAACCUGAAGUUCCUCCAUAUUGAAGGGUGCUUGUCCAUAACUGAGGCGUCUCUAAGAGCCCUUGUGCAGUAUGCCAAGAGACUUGAGUCUCUUACCCUGGGAAGCUGCCCUCAGAUUGGGCAAGAUGCCAUCUUGUUCUUACUGAUGAACCAACCUUAUCUGGACAAGCUUGAGCUCAAGGGUAUGAUGGCUGGAGAAUCACAUAUGAAUUUUGCUAGACAAUCAUCAGCCCUCCAUCAUUUAUGCUUAUUUCGUCAGCUCUCUAGCCUCAUCCUGGUGAAAUGCCCAGGUUUACGGAACCUGGGCAUGCUUAACUUUGCUAGAAUUCACUUUCGAUUGCUACGACAUUUGGUAAUUGAUGACUGCAGGGGAGUAACAGAACUUGGCUUGAUGUGGCUGUUAGGCAAUGCCAUGAAUCCCACUAAGCUUAAGACCAUUAAACUUGUCAAGUUCUAUUUUUUUACAUAUGAAGCUGCAAUAGAAGUUAUGUCCUUGAUCAGCAGAACAAUUGAAUCGAUAAUUAUGGAUUCAUGUGAUUUUGGCACGAUGAUGCCACACUAUCUUAAUGAAGCUGUGGCCUGUAAGUGUCCCAAGCUGAAGGUGAUCAGUAUGGAGCACUGUGAGAGAACUAUGGAGCUCUUCUUGUUAUGGGUCAACAAGGUGUGUCGUGGGCUUAAGGAACUUAGGCUCGUUGGCUUUCCAGCACAUGGACAGUCUUAUGAGAUGCAACACAUUUUACACGGCAUCCUGCACAGGAAUGGGGUCACAAAGGUUGAACUGCAAUCCUACCAUUUAACAGACAGGCAUGUUUGCAUUGUAGCUCAAUCAUGCCAGGGAGCUCUGCAGGAACUUAUAUUGGGUGAAUGCCCGAACAUCAAGGGCAACUUUGUUGUGUAUCUCAGAGAGUCUUGCCCCAAUCUAAUCAAGUUGACCCUGAAUCAUAUUCAAAUCAGUGAUGUCCAAAUCAGGAUUCUUAUGCUUGUAGGAUUUCACCAUCUUGAGGAGUUUAGUUUAAUGGAGUGCCCCUGGAUCACUGACAGGUUACUGGAUAUCUUACAUGCAUCAACCUUGCCCAACCUGAAGAGAAUCAAUUUGUCAGGUUGCCCUAAUGUCACCCAGCAGGCUGUUGACUAUUACCAGCGUCGCUGGGAAAUCGAAUACUAAGGGAGCUGAACCUACAGAAGAAAAAUAAACUUGGCUGCGUGCUUCUACUUGCAGCUAAUAUCUGGUAGAGUCAUCGUAAACUUAGAUUUCACCUUUGAACUUGUGUCGGCUGUUUUGUGGAACCAAAGUAUGUGGUAUCGUACUUGACAAUGUCGGUCCUGUUGCUACUUAUGUUCACAGCUCCUCUGAGAUGCUGUGCUGCUUUUGUCUCCGAUUUAUAUUUCUGGUAGGGUCAUCGUAAACUUAGAUUUCACCUUUGAACUUGUGUCGUCUUGACAAUGUUGGGGUCCUGUUGCUGCCUAUGUUCACAGCUCCUCUGAGAUAAUGUGCUGCUUUUGUUUUCCGGUUUAUAUUUCUGGACUGGUGCGGUGCUGGACUGCUAGUUCUGUUUUGUCCAAUAAAGAUGUAAAAGUCGGCCAGAUGAAAUUUAUAAACCUGUGACUGCUCACUA
Molecule: messenger RNA, 4724 nt
Organism: Sorghum bicolor (sorghum)
Lineage: Eukaryota; Viridiplantae; Streptophyta; Magnoliopsida; Poales; Poaceae
Product: EIN3-binding F-box protein 2-like
Exons: 2
Coding region: 2519-4273 (584 amino acids)
Biological process (GO): SCF-dependent proteasomal ubiquitin-dependent protein catabolic process
Cellular component (GO): SCF ubiquitin ligase complex
Molecular function (GO): protein binding
Source: RefSeq, a predicted model, not a curated record